Messenger RNA from Candidula unifasciata, 864 nucleotides. The record is from the annotation of a GenBank genome assembly. Lineage: Eukaryota; Metazoa; Mollusca; Gastropoda; Stylommatophora; Geomitridae.
ACGGAGUGUUCCAGUGAACAAGAUUCAGUCCUGGCAUAUGUGCAACUCUCCAAGGAAGAAAGUGAACAAAUGUUACUAAUGAACGUACAUGAAAUUCAGAGCAAACUUCGGGACAAGUUUUGUCUGGAUUCAGAAACCAGUCUAAAGGAUGCAGCAGUGUUAGAUUACUACGUGGGAGCCACGCACUGGGGACAGCAGCAAGGGUACAGCGUACAGCAGCUGUCUGUGCUGUUUACAAUGGUUCAUACUUUGUUGAACAAAAUCAAAGAGGAACAAGUUCCCCUGGUUGAUUUGAUCUCAGAAUUUCACAACAUGAUAGCUAUGACCUGUAGAGAUACCACAACAGAAAACAUUUUCAGCAUUCAGCAGUCUAAAGCAAUCACAGAUUUCCUUUCCUCCAGCUUGUUUCAGCACUACACGUUAUAUCAGUUCCUGUUUUCCACGCCUCAAGACGAGGAGAUUAUCACCAAAGAUUUUUUUGUGGAAGUUCCUGUCCCUUACGGUGUACCCUUCCCAAAGUCUCUGGAUGAGGGAUUGCCAGAGGAAAUAUUUACAACCAUCUCUGCACUUGAGUCCCUCCAACUGGAAACUGCAACAGAGAGCCAGGAGGACACAGAUACGAGUGAGACUAAAUGCGAGACACCCAUCGAGGUUGAGCUGCCACCAGAUGCAAACAAUAUUUUUGAAAAACUGACUCCUGAAGAUGUCAAGGCUGUUAUCACUGAAACUUGUGCUGUUAUUUUAAACAACUUGGAGAAAGAUGUAGAGAAGAAAAUCACACAACAGAAAGCAACAGCUCUGACAAAACUAAACAUGAUCCAGAAUAUUCCGCCUUUAUCUGGAAAGUCUUCGGACAGCAAGUAG